AUGUCAAGUACUACUGCAGUUGCCUCCAAUACAAUAGUCCACCAAGUUCUUGAUUAUCUUGACCAGCAGAACUAUCAAGAUUGGAGUUCUCGGAUGGAGACUUACUUAUCAGCUGAAGAUUUGUGGGAUGUCGUCACAAGUGAAUCUCCUGUACCAAGAGAUGGGGAACCUGAUGAUGAGUACAAGGGUUGGAUGAAGAAAAAUGCCAAAGCUUUACAUGCUAUUAAAGUUUCUUGCGGGGCUCAAGUGUUCUCUACUAUCAGGGAAGCUCGAACGGCCAAGAAAGCCUGGGAUGAUUUGGAGAAAAAGUACAAAUCGAACGUCGAUGAACAACAGCAAGAGCAGGAGGAAUUGUUGGAGAUAAUAGAGCCUGAAGGUAACUCCAGCUAUGAUAGUUUCUUUGAAUUUGUGGAUGCUGGUGAUUGCGACAAUGUAAACAAGUGUCUUGCAACACCGCCUGGCGAUACUAAUGCACUAAAAGCCAGAGAUCUGGAGAACGGAUAUACGCCUCUUCAUUGUGCAGCUAGGAAGGGGCAUUUAAGUAUUGUGGAAAAAUUCCUUGAGCUGGUAACACCAGAUGAUAUGAAAAUAAGAGACAUGUAUGGUUAUACAGCUCUUCAAGUAGCAGUAGACAACGGACAUCUGGAAAUUGUGAAAAAGAUGUUGCUCAAGAUGAGUCGAGAAGAUUUGGGGAUUACAAACACAAAGGGUGCUACCGUUCUUCACACGGCAGCCAAACUAGGGAAUGUGCAAAUUGUGAAAGAGUUGGUUACUAAAAUGAUAAUAGAAGAUCUGGAAACACAGAAUAAAAGAGGUUACACAGCUUUAGGUUAUGCCUUGGUUGCACGCAACGUGGGUGAAGACAAGUGCAGUGAAGCAGACAUCAUCAAAAUGGCUAAAUUUAUGGUCGAAAAGAACCCGAAAAUACUAACAAUCUCUCUUGGUUCCAAAUUAAUUCCAGUUGUGGAGGCUUGUAAGGAGUUUAAAUGGGAUGUGGUCCGUUAUCUCUGUUCCGUUACUCCACGCGAGGCUAUACAGCCUCCGGAGAACGCAUCUCAGGGUGCUACGCUCCUUUGCUGUUGUUUAGAACAGCAAAAGUUUGAUAUUGCGAGCGAUUUGCUUUCACGCUGGCCAGCCCUGGCCGAUGUUGCCGAUUUACGUGGAGAAGGAGACGAUUCUCCUAUCUUACUUUUGUCUCGUAUGCGUCCUGUAUUCAUGAGGGAUAUGCAACUGAGAUUUUGGCAAAAGUGGUACUAUGACUGGAUAAGCAGACCGGUCGAUUCUAAGAAUCCUGAUGGUACUAAAAUUGUUCCCGCAAAUGUUUCAAACUCAAAAAAUGAUCAACGCAAGCAUGCGGAUGUCAUUAGCUCUCCUUCAAGUAUACAACCUCAGGCUGAUUCUAACCCUGAUCAAGUUUCAAUAGAUGUUCCAAACUUGGAAAUUAAUCCAGGCAGUAAGGACCCUGUCCUUAGCUCAGUCAUAUGCUUACCACCACCGGCUGAUUCUGAUGUUAGACAAGGUAGUUAUGCGCAUCUCAGCCCAGUAAUGUUAUUCAAAAGGCUCAAGAAUCGUCUAUGUCAACUUACUGGAAUCAAUCGUAUACGUAAAAUAAAGUCUGUCCAUGAUCAAAUCGUUGAAUGUAUAUGCUUUAUUGGCAAAGAGUCUGAGAACCUUAAUGACGAGAUGGUCAGUAAGUCGAUAUUUGAAGCAAUAAAACAAGGAGAUGUGGACUUCGUUACUCACAUGUGUAAUGAAAAUCGCCAGCUUAUUGAUGUGUACGAUGAAGAAGGAAAAACCAUAUUUCAUAUGGCCAUUGAAUGUCGUCAGGAAGAAGUUUUUAAUCUUUUAUUUGGUCUCAGCGAAGAAAUGAUAAAUGAGUUUGGACGGACUACUGUUGUGGGUACUAAAAAUAGCAUGUUACACAGUGCAGGAACUAGACCUCCACUUUCAUCGUUUAAUCAUAUUCAAGGUGCCAGUUUACAAAUACAAAGAGAACUACAAUGGUUUAAGGAAGUGGAGAAGGUUGUACCUCCGGGAAUGUACGAAUGCCGAAAUACAACAGAUAAGUUGACAGCUCGCGAACUAUUUCAUUCCAAUCACGAGAAAUUGAUGGAUGAAGCUGAAAAAUCAAUGAAAGGGACGGCAUCUUCUUGUACAGUUGUGGGAUCUCUCAUUAUAACCAUGAUGUUUGCAGCAGCAUUUACAACUCCCGGUGGAAACGAUAGUAACUCAGGCAUUCCCGUAUUCGUAUCAGACGGAUUAUUCAUGUUCUAUAUAAUUGCGGAUGCUGUGUCACUAGUAACAUCCACAACUUCUGUCCUUAUAUUUUUGGGAAUUCUCACGUCACGUUAUGCAGAAAAGGAUUUUCUGAUAAAUUUGCCCACAAAGAUGAUGAUAGGACUUUUCGCCCUCUUUGUCUCUAUUGCCACCAUGAUGAUGACAUUUUAUAGUGGCCUUGUCAUGAUGCUUCGUGGACAAUAUUCAUGGGUCGUUACUCCUACCAUAGUGGUUGCUAGUAUUCCAGUCUUCUCAUUUGCGUGGAUGCUCUCUCCCCUCCUUGUUCAGACUUUCAUAUCGACUUAUGGACGUGGAAUAUUUAGGAGGAAAGUCAAGUGCCAGCAAUGGUUGCAGAAAGAGAAGCUUUUAUGAAUUCUAUUGAUACUAAUAAUAAGCAGUAUGCAAUGAAAGAUUUCAGAGAUAAAGAUAGUUCUGCAGCUCUUCCUUCCUAUCCCUGUACAGGUAUGUGUUUGAUUCAAAACCACGCUUCGAAUCAGUUCAGGCCAGUGAUGACGAUCAACUCCAGUAGGUUGUCAUACUAGUGUCCUCUAGUGAUCAUCUUUCGAUGGAUCUGUUUAUUGAUUGUGGUAUU
This is a messenger RNA of Argentina anserina (silverweed cinquefoil), 2869 nucleotides long. RefSeq lists its product as uncharacterized. The transcript has 10 exons. Gene Ontology annotation, molecular function: protein binding. The record is from RefSeq and is a predicted model, not a curated record. The coding region runs from base 1 to 2649 and encodes 882 amino acids. Gene Ontology annotation, cellular component: membrane. Lineage: Eukaryota; Viridiplantae; Streptophyta; Magnoliopsida; Rosales; Rosaceae.